CCCACCUCCCCUUCCCUCCCCUUUCUCGCAGUAUAGAUACCCCCUCUCAUCACUGCCUAUCGGUGUCGUCUCCCAGGAUAUCAUCUCAUCGAUCGUGGUUCGUAUCUACCGGGCUACCGGCUAGGCUGAUCAAUCAUCAAUCACCUCUUGGCAUAUUGCCCCCAUCUUGUGACUCUCUCACUUUCCAACGCCACUCUGUCUAUCACAGAACCAUCCAAAAAUGUUACCUCCUCCAGGUGCAUCACCAUCUUCUUACGCAUAUCAACUCUCUCCCUCUCUUCCACGAACAAUCAAAAAACAUCUCUCCAACCUUUCCUUAUCUCCAACUCGAACAAGGAAACCAAGUCGACGGACAAGGUCUGAAUAUCUUCCUUCCAGCACAGGUGUCGAAGAAGAAGAUGGAAAAUCGUCUGAUAUAAUGGGAAACGAAGGUUCUUCCAGCGAAAGAAAUGUCAAGCGGUAUACCAGUGGUGGCAAGGCAGGCAUCAUGGGAAAUCGGGAGAGGGGAUAUUCUCGUGCAAGAGGAUCAGGGUAUAUGACGGAUGAUGAGAGGGUGAUAGGUUUUAAUGAUGGGGAUGACGAGGGGGAAGUGGAGGGAUGCGAAGAGAGAGGAUUGGAAGAGACUUUGGAGAGGAUUGGAAUGGGUGCAUAUCACUGGAGACUUCUUGCACUGUGUGGAUUCGGAUGGAUGUCGGACAAUUCUGCUUUGCAAUGUAUAGCUGUAAUCUUGCCUAGAGUGCAGGUGCAUUAUGACCUCACUGCCCGGGUUGUGGGUCUAUUAUCAGCUUCAACCAUGGCGGGGAUGAUGAUAGGUGCUGUAGGCUGGGGAGUCCUCUCUGACAUCUUGGGUCGAGCAUUACCGUUCAACGCCACUUUAUUGCUCACUGCUGUUUUUGGGAUUGCAGCUUCGUACGCUCCGGGAUUUGGGUCAUUAUGUUUUUGUCUUUUUCUUUUGGGUACGGCUGUUGGCGGGUCAAUGCCUACAGACGGAACAUUAUUCCUCGAAAACCUUCCUCAUAGUAAACAAUACCUCCUCACUCUUCUUUCUGUCUUUUUUGGUCUCGGCGCCGUGCUCUCAUCUGUCGUCAGCUACUUCUUUCUGCCUGGUGCUAGCUGCAGACAUUUCGACGGAUGUGAUAUUGCCGGAGGGGCAAAUGAUGGCUGGCGAAGGGUAUUGUUCAUCCUUGGUCUCUUCAAUCUCAUAUGUGCACUCAUGAGAUGGUUUCUUUUCCAACUCCAUGAAUCUCCCCGAUAUCUAGUUUCCAACGGUCGAGAAGCUGACGCCGUCGUCGCUCUCCGUGCCAUAGCAACAUUCAACGCACACGAGAUCGAGAUCCAUGCUGCUGAUGUUCAACUUGAAACUGCUCCGUGUGACGAACCAAAACACUCAUCUCCUCGUUCUUCUUCUUUCACCUCCAUUUCUAGACCUCCAUCAGAUGAACGUUCCCUAAUCCCCAUUUCUACUACUUCCCCUAGACCUUCUUCCUCCGACGGAAACUCUCGGACUAGAUAUGACGCAGUCGGUGUCGGACCUCCUUCCUCAGUGGUGAGAGAACCAGUUCGAAUGGGAUCGGAAUUCUACACCGGUCCCAUCACAGAUGAACAAGAUAUGAAUGAAUUCGAUCAAGCGUUCUCUCAUUCUCAUAUCACUCAAGGUGAGGUGGAAGAGGAAGAGGAAGAGGAAUCUUUGAUAGGUAAAGACAAUAAGGAUAACGGGUUGAGGUCAGAGAAAUCUAGGUUAGAUUUGAAAACGGGUAGAAAUUUAGGAUUAGGUUGGAUGGAAAGUUGGAGAGAACAAAUGGGAAAAUUAUUCGUUCCUCAAUGGAGAAGGACAGUGAUACUCAUGUGGAUUAUAUGGGGUAGUAUGUCGUUUGCAUACACUAUGUUCAACGUCUGGUUACCUGCCGUAUUGGAAUCCAGAGCAAAGGGGGAAGCUUUGACGGAAUUCGUUUUGUAUUCCCUCGCUGGAUGUCCGGGGUCUUUGCUCGGAGCAUGGAUGAUUCAAACUUCCCUAGGUCGUCGGAAAUCUCUAGCGAUAUGUACCAUAGCCACAGCUUUAUCAACGUUUGCUUUUAUCCGAGUUUCGGCAGAUUGGGCGGUGGUAGUGAGUAGUAUGGUCAUUGCUUUGGCUGCUACGGCCAUGUAUGCGGUUUUGUACGGCAUGACUCCAGAAACUUUUGGAACUGGUAUAAGAGGUACAGCAUGUGGUACUUCUGCCGCUCUUUCUCGAUUUACCGGAAUCCUUGCUCCUGUCUCCGCAGGUUACUUAUUAACCCUCUCACCACAAUUACCAGUUUUCACUUCUGCCGCUUUAUUCGUCUUUACCGCUGGAUGUAGUUUGGCAUUACCUUUUGAACGUUUGGCUGAAGGGAAAGGUUUUAAGGGAGGGAUGAUGCAUUGAUUCUUGUUGGUUCUUCCUUCUCCAUCUUCCAUCUUCCAUCUUCCCAUCUUCCCAUCUUCCAUCUUCCAUCUUCCCAUCUUCCCAUCUUCCAUCUUCCAUCUUCCCAUCUUCCAUCUUCCAUCUUCCAUCUUCCAUCUUCCAUCUUCCAUCUUCCAUCCAUACUUCAUCUCACAUUCCCACCAGUGGUUUUGGGCUCUUUGAAAGAUAAAUCAAGAGAAGUUGCAUAAUUUCAUUCAACUUCACUAAAUACACAAAUGGAUUGUUGUAGUAUUUCCACCCCUUUCUUGAUCAUGAACCUCAUAUAUUCCACUGAGUC
Messenger RNA from Tremella mesenterica DSM 1558, 2717 nucleotides. RefSeq lists its product as uncharacterized. Gene Ontology annotation, biological process: transmembrane transport. Lineage: Eukaryota; Fungi; Basidiomycota; Tremellomycetes; Tremellales; Tremellaceae. The coding region runs from base 221 to 2401 and encodes 726 amino acids. The transcript has 13 exons. The record is from RefSeq and is a predicted model, not a curated record. Gene Ontology annotation, molecular function: transmembrane transporter activity.